GAGGCGAAUAGAUAGAGAGACAUAGACACACAAAGAGUGAAAGAGAGAGAGAAAGAAAGAAGGAAGCCAUUUUGGUUUCUCAGUGACAUUUCUGCCUGCACUUUGCUUUCUUCUCUCUGCUUUCUUCUCUUGGAGAGAUAGUAAGUGGAAGGAGUGUUGACGAGCAAGGCCUUUCUGUCUGCUGUUGUGUGGACGUCCAACUGAAGAACACCUGAAGAAGAACAGCAGGACUGGGAAAAUACAAUUUCAUCUUGAGGUGAUCGUCAUCCACUCAAAUGGUGGCCUCCUCUCGUUAAAAGUCUUUGGUUUGACAUCAGCUGCACGGACGUCAAGUCUUUGAGGACACAAGAUGAGCUCUGACCGAGGGCCAUCUAGGGUGGAGGUGACUGGGUGGAGCCCACAGCAGCUGGCAGAUUACCUGAAGAGGAUGGGUCUGUCUGGCUGUGAUAAGGUGGUGAUGAAGAACUCCAUCAGCGGCUCCAGAUUUGUGAAUCUGAGUGAUAACGACCUCCAGAAAUUCCCCAAACUUCACGCUCCGAUGAUCUCUAAGAUCAGCAUUGAAAUCAGCAAGAAGGAGGAGAGGAGAGGCCUGUUUGGUAAAAAACCAACGCCCAAAUAUCAUGAACCAGAAAUGGCUGCUGACGUUCAGGGAUGGGCUGAAGACGAGUUUGACGAUGAAGAGUUUGAAGAUGACUACGAGAGUCCAUUCAGCGGUGAUGAUGAGGGCAGUGGGGGAGACUACGAGUCCCCAAACGAUGACCCCGACGGGUCCAACGAUUACGAGCCCCCUCCCUCCGAACCUCCAGAGGACCUGGCUAAAAAGCUGUGCCCCACCCUGCCCAUCGGAGACAGUGAUUACAUUGAUAGCCAUUUGUCCUCCAGGGGCCCACCCCCUGCUGUGUGUCCUCGCCCCCCAGUAUCCACCCUGUCUGCACCUUCAUCUCGGAUGCCAGGAGAGUCUUCCUUUAGAAGAGACCCCUCCCCACACUCUGGAGCAAGACAAUUUCCUCCAGGGCCGCCACAGAUCUUUCGUGGCAACAAACCGGGCCGAGAUUCGGGAUCCAACGUGUCCCCGGCCAGAGGACCUCAUCGCAACACAGUGGACAGGCCAGGCACACAUCCUUGGAGGCCUCAGACGGACACCCCCGAUCCUCCCACCUGGACAAAACCACCUGUUCUUCCUCCGUCCUCCACCUCCGUCAGCAGGAGCAUCUCCUCAGCCAGACCUCCUUCUGCCAACAGGUUUGAUAUAAGGAGAGAGCAAAUACCAGAUGAAGCUCCUAAACACAACACCUUCCCCCUCCACAAUAAAGGUCCCCUCCCUCGCGUUGGAUUCCCCGGGCCCCCCUCACGCCAAGGAGACAGUCUGCCUCCCAGUAUGCCCUCUACAGGCUCUCUGCCUCACAAACUGCAGUCAGCAAUUGCCGAACAAAGAGGCAGCUUCAUAGGAUCAGACAGACAGUCAUUUCAUCCUUCUCCAGCCACAACAGGACACACACAGGAGCUGGACCCUCGCUGGUAUGUGGGUAAAGUGACCAGAGGUCAGGCAGAGGGAUGUCUAAAACAAGUCAGAAAGGACGGGACAUACCUGGUCAGGGACAGCACCCGGCAGCUGGCCAAUCAGCCCUUCACCCUGAUGGUCUUCUAUCAGGAUAAAGUCUACAACAUCCAGAUCAGACAGCAGAACCAGAAGUUCCAGCUUGGAACUGGACUCAAAUCCCAGGAGUCUUUCCCGUCAGUGAGUGGCAUCAUUGGCCAUUACUCCCAGUCUCCUCUGCUCCUCAUCGAUGCAAAAAACCGCACCUCCAGCCAGCAGAACCAGUGUCUGCUCUCUGAGCCAGCUGGAUACCACAUGACCGGAGAGACGUGGUCCUGACCGGAUAAACUGGAUCACACCAGAUCACAAAACUAAACCAAAGGGAAUUAAGAUUAAUGUUCACCUAAAACGCCUUUGAGGCGUGGUACUCGCCAAUACCCGAUCCAGCAUUUUAGGCGGUAUCUGUGGGAUUUCCGAUACUGUUAUCGGUAUGGGAACAACUCCAUAAACAUGCUCAGGUUUUUAUCUGUAACAAUGAGUACAAAUUAUUUUGCACACGUUGCUUCCUGUGCUUAUUUUUGACCAUUGACAAACUACAGUUUCUAGCUUUAUGUCAGCGCUCAGUUUUGAGUUUAAAGUGUUUGACACAAUAAACCUUUAAAGGGGUGAUAGAAUGAUUAUAUAGGGUAUUUCACAGUGUUCCUUAUGGUCUCCUAAUGGGGUAUGUAACAUUGGUUGGGCUGAAAAUGGCCUGGUUGA
Messenger RNA from Perca fluviatilis (European perch), 2296 nucleotides. RefSeq names its product lymphocyte cytosolic protein 2a (gene lcp2a). Gene Ontology annotation, molecular function: protein binding. The record is from RefSeq and is a predicted model, not a curated record. The coding region runs from base 350 to 1876 and encodes 508 amino acids. The transcript has 22 exons. Lineage: Eukaryota; Metazoa; Chordata; Actinopteri; Perciformes; Percidae. Gene Ontology annotation, biological process: intracellular signal transduction; cell surface receptor protein tyrosine kinase signaling pathway.